CUAUAAGUGUAGCUAUAGCCGCCAAUUUUGAUUUAAUCUUUUUAAGUCGCACGCUCAAUCAUUUUUUGGACGCGACUUUUUUCCACACCUAUGGUGUUUUUGAUUCAAUUUUAUUUGCUCUGAGCGAAGCGUCCCCUCGCAGGAAUAUAGCACGUGUUUUCAACCAAGUAGUGUAACAUUGUCAGUCAAAUUUAAUCAGUUCAACUAUAGAUGGAGGAAGAUUCUGUCGUUAAAAAAGCACAUUUGAGUAAGAAUGAAAGAGUUCCACGACUUUAUAAGCAAGCUGCACGUAUUCUUAAGCAAAUUGAUGAAAAAAAGGGAAGUGCUAGAGGUCUUGUUUUCACCAUGAAACAUUGUAACAAGAAAAAGCUGUAUGCUGUAGUAAGUCAAACAUUGAAGUAUAAACACAUUCUAAAUAAGGUGUUUGAACAUGCUCAACUGUUUGAAAAAGAAACCAGACUAGACCAGUUUCUGGCAUUGGUCCUUGCCUAUCAACAUCUAAUUGCUGGUCGUAAAUUAUCAUCUCAGAGCAAACCUGUGCAGAUGAUUAUCGAAUAUUGUCCACUGCUGCAGAAAGGCUUUAAAAAAAUUUUGCGGAAGGCUAACGUCAAGAAUGUGGAAGAUUUAGUCAAUAAUGACUUGGAAAAAGAAGGUAGAGUUUCUCUACCUCGUUAUGUGAGGAUAAACACCAUCAAUACAUCUAUUAACAAUGUGAUUCAGCAACUUGAAAGUGAUGGAUUUGUUGAAGUUAAACUUGAUCAUCCUGUUUCUCUGGAAAGAUACAAAUCAACAAUAUUGAACCUGGAGAAGCAACAGUUUUUGCAAGACCAGGAUUUUCCUGAUGUGUUGAUUUUACCUCAUGGGACAGAUCUGCAAAAUAGUUCUCUCUAUGAUAAUGCAAACAUCUUUUUACAAGACAAGAGUAGUAGUUUAGCUGUCAGAGCACUGAACCCUCCACCUGGGAGUUUUGUCUUGGAUGCAUGUGCAGCUCCUGGGAUGAAGACUGUUCAUCUUGCAGCUUUAAUGGAAAACAAAGGGAAAAUAUUAGCUGUGGAUAUGAGCUCUGAGAGACUUGGUACUGUAAAGGAAAUGGUGCAUUUGGCAGGAGUGACUUCAUGUGAGACUCAUUGUGCAGACUUUUCAUCAUUAGAUCCUGCCGUUGAGCCGUUUUCAUCCGUAGAGUAUAUUCUUCUUGACCCAUCCUGUUCUGGGUCUGGUAUAGUCAACCGCUUGGACUAUGGAUCCAGUGAAACUUCUGCUCCUUCCCGAAUAAGGAAAUUAGCCUGGUUCCAGAAGCAGCUUUUAUCUCAUUCUUUUACAUUCCCAAAUGUUAAACGAAUUGUUUACUCAACUUGUUCAAUCAACCAAGAAGAGAAUGAAGAAGUUAUCAAAACAGUACUGGAAACUACCAAAGAUUUUGCUCUAGAAGAAAUAAUACCCCAAUGGCCAACUCGAGGUUUACCAGAGUUUGACUUUGGAAGUCUUUGUGUUCGAUCAUAUCCUGAAGAAAAUCUCACUAAUGGCUUUUUUGUUGCUGCUUUUCAAAGGAUUCAACCUUGCAUUGAGGAACUGUCUGAAAAGUGUAAAAAGAAAAAGUCAAAGAAAGAAAAGAAAAAAUCAACAUGAGUAUCUUUAGAAAAUAAUGUAUUAAUUUCUUUGGGUAAAAUAAAAAUUGAUUUUAUAUCCAUUUCAA
Molecule: messenger RNA, 1693 nt
Organism: Limulus polyphemus (Atlantic horseshoe crab)
Lineage: Eukaryota; Metazoa; Arthropoda; Merostomata; Xiphosura; Limulidae
Gene: Nsun5
Product: probable 28S rRNA (cytosine-C(5))-methyltransferase
Exons: 6
Coding region: 211-1626 (471 amino acids)
Biological process (GO): rRNA base methylation
Cellular component (GO): nucleolus
Molecular function (GO): methyltransferase activity
Source: RefSeq, a predicted model, not a curated record